CGCGGUACCCGAGCUGAGCCCCGCCGCUGCCUUGACUACCAGAUUCCACAGGUAGCAGUCGGGCUACGGAGGCCGGGUGGCCAGAAGAGGCGAUCUUUGUGCUGAGGACAGACUGUUGGAGAGACAUUGGAAGUUCUCGACCUCGCAGCUUGUGAAGUGCUUUGAAGUGAAUAUUGAAGCACGCUGUCAAGGAAGGGAAAGAGUUUAAGAAACACGUGCAGUGGAGUAAUAUGAGCUGGAGUCAUAGACUCUGCGGGAAGACCCUCGGGGGAAUUGUGUGAGGAAAAGAAGAACAUUUAGACUCCCCAAGUUCUUCAUUUGCAUCCUUGUUGAAUCUAAGGCAAUAGUGAUAAAACCAUGGAUAAAGAUACAUCUGCUACGCAACCAUCCAGCUUACUUGAGAGGGAUCCUGCCUUUCAAGUGAUUUCAGUUCCUAAGGAAACAGGUCUAGGUCUGAAGAUCCUGGGUGGAAUUAACAGGAACGAAGGACCGUUGGUAUAUAUUCAUGAAGUCAUUCCUGGAGGCGACUGUUACAAGGAUGGACGUUUGAAGCCAGGAGAUCAACUUGUCUCAGUAAACAAGGAAUCUAUGAUUGGUGUAUCUUUUGAAGAAGCAAAAAACAUAAUUACUAGAGCAAAGUUGAGGUCAGACUCUCCUUGGGAGAUAGCAUUUAUCAGACAAAAAUCUUACUGUGGCCAUCCAGGAAAUAUUUGCUGUCCAUCCCCAUUACAAGGUUCAGAAGACUAUGGACCUCAAACCUCAGCAUUUCAUCUUCUCUCCCCUCCCCCUAAAACAUUAGUUCCAAAGACUUCAUCCACUCCCAAGACUCAGGACUCUACUUUACCUUCUUUUAAAGCAAUUCAGACAAAGCCUGGAUACAGUAAAACAGAGCAUACUCCAGUUACUCCUUUGGACAACAGCCCUACAGAUACAUCUACUCCAGAUAUUGCUCCUGCUUGGACUGAUGAUGAUUCUGGACCACAAGGAAAGAUUUCCCUAAAUCCUUCUGUUCGCCUUAAGGCAGAGAAACUGGAAAUGGCUCUCAAUUACCUUGGUAUCCAGCCAACAAAGGAGCAACAGGAAGCCCUGAGACAGCAGGUCCAGGCCGACUCAAAGGGGACUGUGUCCUUCGGAGAUUUUGUCCAGGUUGCCAGAAAUUUGUUUUGCUUACAGUUGGAUGAAGUAAAUGUUGGCGUUCAUGAAAUCUCCAGCAUCUUAGACUCACAGCUUCUUCCCUGUGAUUCUCUAGAAGCAGAUGAAAUGGGAAAACUUAGACAAGAAAGAGAUACUGCUCUGGAAGAAGGGAGUGUGCUUAAGGAGAAAUUACUUGAAUCGGAGAAGCAUAGGAAACAACUGAUGGAAGAGCUCCAGAAUGUGAGACAAGAAGCCAAAGCUGUAGCUGAAGAAACACGAGCUCUGAGAAGCCGGAUUCAUCUUGCUGAAGCUGCACAGAGGCAGGCGCAUGGGAUGGAAAUGGACUAUGAAGAGGUGAUCCGUCUGCUAGAGGCUGAAAUCUCAGAACUAAAGGCUCAGCUUGCUGAUUAUUCUGACCAAAAUAAAGAAAGCAUCCAGGACCUGAGAAAGAGGGUCACAGUUCUUGACUGCCAGUUGAGAAAAUCAGAAAUGGCUCGGAAAACUUUUAAGGCAUCUACUGAACGGCUCCUUCAUUUUGUAGAGGCUAUUCAAGAAGUGCUUUUGGAUAGUUCUGCUCCUUUAUUAAAUUUAAGUGAAAGAAGAGCUGUGCUGUCCUCGCAGACCUCGCUUCCGCUGCUGGGAAGAAAUGGACGGCGCAGCCUCCCAGCAGCCCUGCUACUGGAGUCCAAGGAGCUCAUUAGGUCUGUUCACGCCAUUCUUGAUAUGGACUGCUUACCUUACGGGUGGGAGGAAGCUUACACAGCAGAUGGAAUCAAGUACUUCAUCAACCACGUAACACAGACCACGUCCUGGAUCCAUCCCAUGAUGAGCGUCCUGAACCUGUCCUGCUCAGAGGAGAAUGAAGAGGACUGUCCCAGAGAGCUAACAGACCAAAAAAGCUGAUGGCUUUCCAGAGAAAUGGGGUUCCAGAGUCUUCUGGCUUUCCAGUCUGUGUGCACAACCAGACACAGGACACCACGCCCUGAGAAACAGGAAUCCAGCGCAUGCAAUGGGUGGCGUGUCAAGUCGAAACUGUGGUAUUUCCGUGUUCAUGCUAAAGAUCAGUUGCCACUACUGCAUAUCUUUGAAAAUAAUCUAAUUGCUUUUGUUGAAAUCAUAUAUAAUUAGAUUGUAUAUGCAUGUACCUUUUCAUUUACAGUUAGAUCUUUAUAACUCAGUGUAGUUCAUUGUUUGGUAUUAGAAGCAAUGGUUUUAUAUGAAAGCCUUAUAUUGAAAAGUUAUAUGAACACAGUGAACUACUUCUUUCUUGAUAAUUCCCCUCUCUACUCACAGCUUAGGAAAGUGAUCUGAGAAAGCUUGCAAAGAGUGCCGUACAGCUACCCCAUUAGCUGCUGAGUACAACGUUUUUUUUUUGUUUUGUUUUGUUUUGUUUGGGGGGGGGUUGGUUUGGGUUUUUUGUUUUGUUUUUUACCUAUACCUCAUUGGACACAAGCUAACUUACAUCAUAGGAGAUUUCUGUCAUUUAUAAAAUGCUUUCAAACCUCAUCUUACUUAAACCAAACAGCAUGGUUUAUCAGGCUCAUCUACCAGGCAUUUCUGUCCUUAUCUUCAGCUGGAGAAACAGUGGUUCUGAGGGACAGAGCAUCCUGUCCCGGGGCUGACACUCACUCCUCAUCUUCUGAGUCCAUGUCCAGGCUCCUUUGCCCUGCUCCCUACUGUCGCCACAGAGGGAAGUUGCAGUCCAGCAGAGCACCCUCAUUCUGUUGAUGCAGCUGGGUCCACAGCUGUGCAUUCCACAGCAAUCCAGAGGACACCUCAGAGUCAACCAUGGCCUCUUCAUAACCCCACUCUCUUCCUUCUGUGCUCCCCUUCACCGCUAGACACUCACGGCUUAUAUUUUCUAAUAUAGAGACAUGGGCCCAUAGCAGUGAUUUGUCAUGCUUGGGUGCCAGUUGCCAAUAGGAACAAACAAGGAGAGCUGAUGGAAAGGUAUCUUUUAAAAUUCUGCCAGAAUGCUUGUAUGAGAAUGGAGGCCAGGAGCCAAACAAAGCAGCCCAGCAUAGCUCAGGCAAGCCUAGAGCUCCUGAGAACGCAGCGUAAGAAUCUUCACUUAGAGGCAGUUUAUAAAAGAGUCACUGGGUGCCUAGAGUGAGCUGGCCCCUGUGUCAGCGUCAGGCACUAGCGCCCACAUUUUCUACUGAGGAGUUUCCCCUGUUACAUGGAUUGAAUAUGGACUAAACAUAUGGGCACUGUACUCACCCAUCCCUCUCUGACUACAUUUAAGAUUUGGGAUUUAAGCCGAAUACACUUAGGAUUCAUACUUCACAACAUGAGGAAGAACAUAAAGUCAAAAAGAGACCAUCAAGGAGUCAUGAACCCUGAGAGAGACAGAAUGGCCGGAGCAAGUGUAAGCCUCUCCUCACAGCUGUCUGGAUCUGAGGAAGCUUCAGGGAGCAGCUUUGAGAGCAGCUGAGGAGGGAGCUGUUUCCUCGUGUCCCCAAGAGGUGACUUGUCACUCACACACUUUUAUAAGAGAUUUAGGUGAAACAGAAGAUGUCUUCUAGAGAUCCCCUCCCUUGUUUGUAAGGGAAGCUGGGAUGGGAUCCUGAAGCAUGCAGUCUCUAGCUCAUGCAUGUUCGUGUGUGUGUGUGUGUGUGUGUGUGUGUGUGUGUGUGGCACUCACCAACUCUGCUGCUUAUAUCCAGUUCCCUCCCUGUUUCUAUUAAUUACAUAAUCAAAAAGACUUAUAAAAUCUAUAGUGCCAUUUCCUGAGCGCUCUAGAGCAUACAUUGCAAUGUACAAUGAACACAUAUUAGCUUACUGUCUUCUUUUGGGAGAUUUUUAGAUAGAUACUCCCUGUAUAUCCCAUCCUUGAAUUCACAAUUCCCCUGCCUCAGCUUCCAAAGUACUAGCAUGUUAGCAAUAAGUAUCUUCUUGAAGCCACCCAUGAGGCAAGAACCAUAGUGAUCCCCAUUUUGGGAUGAAGCAGAGGUUUAGGGGAAAGUGGUUGUUGCCCAAGGAUCCCACCAUGCCUUUGCAUUGAUGCUGGACCUCCAGGCAUGGAUACUAGAUCCCAGGGCUUCUUGAAAUCAGCUGGCAGAGCCCUUGGAUUUAGUCAGCCCCAGCAAGGCUCCGGCUCUCGGUCAUGAGGAACUUCCUGGUUCAGGAAAAGAACACCCAGGGAGAAAAUAGCAUUCCAACAGGUGUCUGUGCAUCUGAGCUUCUCACUCAAGCUAACCUGAUUCUGCCUCUGAAUUGGCAGAGUCAGGUGAACAGUCAUUGAGAGCCUUUCCUCUUUAGUCUCCAUGACCUCCAGAGCCAUAGAUACAGGACAGAUGCCCAGAGAACCCAAGAAGAGGGCUCACUGUGAGUGCUUUUCUAAUGCAGAUAGAACCCUGGUUCCUUCUUGGCAGUUGAUAUUCUUUAACUUAAAUUAGCCCUAUCACUGUAGCCGUCCAUCAGAAGAACUUCUCCUCUGACCCGCCCAGUACAUGUCUUAGAGGCACUGGCCAUAGUUGUGCUACAAGUCUCCCUUUCCUAGAGUGACAAGGGAAGGCCUGGCCGUCCUCUCUUGUGUGUUCCCUUGGAAUGUUCUUUGGCCACCAGCAGUGUGACCAGCUCUCAGGUUGCCGGGGCAAAGAAGGGCAAUAGCUGACCGUCUCUUGGGCUGUCUUAAAAAUAAAAAAAGAUUUUGAAAGUCAGAACUACAGUUACUUUUUAACGUCUAAAUUUUAGAAAUAAUUUAUUAUCCUUUCAACAAAAAUGAAAGUUCUGUGGAAAGAAAUUGAGUUAGAACGAAUAGUCCAUCUCACUUUCUAGAAGCUGCCAUCACCAAUAUUUCAGUGAAUAUUUUCACUCAAGGACAAGCAUGCCACCCUUAAACAGCUCACCUUUGAGUCAGUGUCUUGUGGUCAUCUCUUCAUAGCAGUAUAGGCAUUGCUGCUGUAUUUUGAAUGUCCGCGUGAGCCAGACAUUCGCCUCCCAGAAUAUUCAUCUCUGUGUUCAGCAACUUGCUAAUGAAAUCUUAGGCUAUCCUAAGUUCUUUCCUGUGUCAUGCCAAGCAUCUCUGUACUUAUUAAAGCACACAGAGUCCUUUUUGGGGUGCUUUCUUCAAGUGUCCCCGUUCUCAAAUGCUGGUGUCCAUCGUGUGAAUACAUUUGUAGGUGAGCAGCUUAUCAGAGAGCGGUCAAAGUUUUGUCACUGACAGAAGAGCCUGUUCAUCUAAAAAACCUGGGUGUUUCAAUCAUUAGGUUUCAGCAUUUCCUUAGCAUCCGAGACUGGCUUGCUGUGUAUAGGAGAGUCUGGCAGUGAAUAAUUCAGUGUUUCAAACGCAUCACUGCUCUCAUUGUUUUCUACUUUGCAUACAGUGAUGAGGAGGAAUGGGUUCUAAAUGAGCAGGAGCAAACUCUUGUGCAUACAGUACAGAAGCCUCCAUUUCUCCAUCUGUGGAAGUGUGGCCUCUGUCCUCAUACCCAGACAAUUCAACUCCUUACACGUCACCUGAGCACCUAUUGGAGCCUGGCCAUGCAGGGUGUUACCAGUCUAGAUCGGAAUUUCCAAAUCAAAGAGCUCAGUGUUUUGAUAUUUCUGCAUAAGCAAACACAAACACACACACACACACAUGCACGCCCACACACACCAUUGCUUUGGUUUUCUGUACAGGGUAAGAAGUUAGGGAUUUGUUUCCUAAGAACCCCUUCAAUUUGAAUAAUUCUGGAAAAUGUUGACCCCCACCUUGGCUAGAAAAGGGUAAGAAAGAGAGUGCUGGAAGGAGAGGCUCUCCAAUAACAAAUGAAAGGCAGCUGUCAAAAUAGAGAGUCAAAUAGCACAUGCAUAAAGUGCUUGUGCAAUCAGAAAAUAUUAUCCUUUUUCUAGGGAGAAAUAGGACAUUUCUCUAUGGUAAGCAAAAUGUAACUUUUUGAAGGGUCAACACACUUGACAUUUUUAUGAUACUUAUACAGAAAGAACUGAACAAACAUUAAUACAGCUUUCACAGUUUUGUGUAUAAUUUUCAAGAUGAUGAGAAGUACAGAAAUACGCCUGUGGAAUUUAAAGAAUUAAACAGAAUAUGCCUGUGGAGCCUAACUUUGGAAAUGUAAUACUCGAGAUGUUUUAGCCAUAGAUAUUCAUGUGUAAUAUCACUGUAUCAGUAAAAUGAUUUUAUAAAUACUAAA
Molecule: messenger RNA, 6269 nt
Organism: Meriones unguiculatus (Mongolian gerbil)
Lineage: Eukaryota; Metazoa; Chordata; Mammalia; Rodentia; Muridae
Gene: Stxbp4
Product: syntaxin binding protein 4
Exons: 19
Coding region: 358-2037 (559 amino acids)
Biological process (GO): insulin receptor signaling pathway; regulation of insulin secretion involved in cellular response to glucose stimulus
Cellular component (GO): cytoplasmic vesicle
Molecular function (GO): syntaxin binding
Source: RefSeq, a predicted model, not a curated record